This is a messenger RNA of Cryptotermes secundus, 2365 nucleotides long. It is a transcript of the gene Hou, whose product is annotated as glucose-induced degradation protein 8 homolog. The transcript is spliced from 5 exons. The record is from RefSeq and is a predicted model, not a curated record. Lineage: Eukaryota; Metazoa; Arthropoda; Insecta; Blattodea; Kalotermitidae. Gene Ontology annotation, cellular component: cytoplasm; nucleus. Gene Ontology annotation, molecular function: protein binding. The coding region runs from base 127 to 816 and encodes 229 amino acids. Gene Ontology annotation, biological process: proteasome-mediated ubiquitin-dependent protein catabolic process.
UGGGAUACAUUUCUGAAUCAAGUGACAAUCAGCUGUCAUAUUAAAACAAUCAAAAUAAAUUUGCUGCGAAGUACAGAAGACUUGAAUAGCAGGUUAGAAAACAAACGAUUUUGAAAAGGACACAAUAUGAGUUAUACUGAGAAACACGAAAAUAUUUCGAAGGAAGAUUGGAUGAAUCGGCUGGAAGGUUUGCACAUACAACGAGCUGACAUGAACAAACUUAUAAUGAAUUAUUUAGUUACUGAGGGCUUCAAGGAAGCAGCAGAGAAGUUUCAGCAAGAAUCUGGGAUUAGUCCAUCAAUGGAGCUGGAUUCUUUAGAUGACAGAAUUCGAAUAAGGGAUGCAAUUCAGAGUGGCCGCAUCCAAGAAGCUACAGCAUUGGUCAAUCAGCUUCAUCCUGAAUUGCUGGACAAUGAUCGUUACCUGUAUUUUCAUUUGCAGCAGUUGCAUUUAAUAGAGUUGAUUCGCAAUGGGGAAAUUGAGGAAGCUUUACAUUUUGCACAAGAACAAUUGUCUGAAGCUGGUGAAUCGGAUCCAACUGUCUUGAAUGAAUUGGAGCGAACUUUGGCCUUGCUAGCAUUUGAAGAACCAAAGAAGUGCCCAUUCAAGGACUUGUUGCAUCCCACACAUCGACAAAAGGUGGCUAGUGAACUAAAUGCAGCAAUAUUAAAGAUGGAGAAUAGGGAAUCAACUACUCCUAAGUUGUCAAAUCUUUUGAAACUAAUUUUGUGGGCUCAGGAUGAGCUUGAUAAGAAGAAAAUUAAAUACCCAAAGAUGUCAAAGCUUGCUAAUGCAGUAAUUGACAGCCCCAAAUGACAGCAAGCUAUUCCCAGUGAGGAACCUAUGGAUACUUCUACCUACUACCAAGGACAGUAGAGAUGGUCAAUUUGAAAUCGCAGUAUUUGUUUGAUCUGUACUCUGAAUGUGCUGAUUUUGAUGAAUAUUUAAUAUUAACAGCAUAGCUCAGCAUAAAUAUCUUAAAUGUAAGAUUCCUCUAAAUAUUUGUUAUAUUCUGUAGUGCACCACUUUUGAAAUUUAGAAGAAAAAUUUGGGAGAACAACAUACCCUCCAUGCUGGAGAAGAAAUGAAAUAAUAUUUAAUAUACAUGUAAAAGUGAGUUCCUGUGAUUCUUGUGUGACUGCUGUGAUUCCAAAGUUUCUCCUUACACACUGGAAACUUGCAGUUAACAUAAUGCUGAUAUUACUAUAUGACAUGCAUGUUUGAAUUCUAAUUAUUACUACAAAUUUAUUUGCUAUCACAAAUCAUUAACCAACCCCAGUAUUUGCUGGUUCAUGAUAGUCUCAGAAAACUAGGAGUUUUUCACAUAUUUAAAUGUUGUCUGAGUUUCAUAAGUCAACUUUGAUCUUACGUGCAAACACAUAAUAAACCGUUUUUGAACAUAUUUAAAAAAAAAUUACCUGUGUAUUGUGAGACAUAUUCAUUUUUCUGAGUAUUGAUUCUUUUCUCAUGCUUCAUUUGUCUCUACAAUAUCUGUUGGAGGUUACGAUUACCUGCUCUGUAAUAUUUUGCCAGAAAUUUGUUUAGAUAUACUCAUUAAUCUUGCACAGAAGAAAAAUUAGGUGAUUUUUUCUUCUGUUGAAGUUUAAAUUUGAUGUUUUGUGGGAAGUCCCAGCUCUCAGUGUCCAUAUACAGAAUUUCAUUCUGAAUGAAUGGAGUUGUAUUAAAUUGAAUAAUGGUAGGUCUUACCGAAUGCUAUUGAAUAAUUAUGAGGAAAUUUUGACACAGAUCGGUUACUUUUGUCUCCCACUCUUUCACCCCAAAUUCAGGCUCUUGAAAAUCCAUCUCAGAUACAGAUUUUGAUGGAAUUGGACUUUUUAACUUGAUCCAAGAUAAAAUUAUAUUUUCACAUCACAUCAUCCAUUGAGGACUGCCAUUUUCACUUGAUGGCAAAAAUUAAGAAUGUUCGUUGAAUAAAAGAUGUAUCAGCAUUUGUGAAAAUCUGCUAAAUAAAUACUUUGUAUUACAUUUAGUGUGACAAACUCUUUUUGAAAAAUAGCCACCCUUAUCUGAUGUGAACUUUCUUAUAAGACUUUUGAAUCUCUCUAAUGACAAUAGUUGAUAUGUUCAUUGUUUGGGUCCAUAGCAAAAUACCUUUCCAUAGAUAGUGAAUCAUCAACACACAACACCAAAUUUGUGUUAUAUAAUUUGAUAUCAAAUAUAGGUAGAGUUAUAGUUUGGAGUGAUAAUUUUGAACAUACCUUAAUAAUUAUGUAUUUGUGACAGUAGUCUGUUCAAGUUCUUGUGUGAAUGUGAACUUUUACCUACCAAAGUAAAUAUAUUUGCAGGAAUAGUUAUGAAAUAAAGUAGUGGGAUGGCAGACAAAUUAAUAAAAAAUUUGGACAGA